UGGCAACAGCCAUUGACGCAUCUGAACAAAUGUGUAUGGGCCCUUAAAGUGAAUUGGUGAUAAUGUGCAUUUGGCGUAUAUGUGCUUGUGAGUGUUUUAGGUAACCCUCGGUGCCAGGGGCAGACUGACAACUCAUGGGGCCCCGGGCAAUAGGGGAUCAUAGGGCCCCUGUGUCCUUGCCCAAACUCAAAAAAGCCUAUGAAAAAAGGUACCAGGGGCUCUCAUGGGGCCCCCUACUGACCCCGGGCCCUCGGGCAGUGCCCGAGUUUCCAAAUGGUCAGUCCGCCCCU
Molecule: messenger RNA, 290 nt
Organism: Staurois parvus
Lineage: Eukaryota; Metazoa; Chordata; Amphibia; Anura; Ranidae
Source: the annotation of a GenBank genome assembly